UGUAUAGGGUCAUCGUGUGCCGUGAGCUCAUGCAGUUCACGCCGUGAUCUGUUCCAUCCACGUCCUGCGCACUACGAGCCUUCCUCUCUCUCCCUCCAUCAUCGCCACAGAUGAUUAAACAUCCUCCUCUGUGUUAGUUUGCUGUUAAAAUGUUCUACGUGCGCCGUCAGGACUAUGUUUAGCAGGCGUUGAUGCAAUAAAGACCCCUCACGAACGGAAUUACGAGGACAUCGGAAGGGCGUAUAAUACAUUAAAUCCCACAUGUUUUUUUUGAGUCGAGUUGGUUUUCUCGGAGCGGUCCCUCUGAACCGAACCGGCGGAGUUAAAAUCAUUUGAGACGCCCGCACACAAAGAGACAUCUCUAGGCAUGAUGUCCACAUGCCUCCGCGUCCUGGAGCGUAUCCUGUUGUUGUCUUGAGGAUAGACAUCUGCAAUGAAGGAGUUUAUCCAAACAAACAUGCAGACCAAACACUCGGAUCUUAUUUCACUCCCAUCAUCUCGGAUUUAAAUAUUAGCAUCUCUUUUAAACGCGAUGCGAUCGAACCGUUGACGAUUUCCGUAAAACAUGGAGCUAAGAAAAUGGUUCCUUGGUUACACUCGCACGCUUUUCUUUGCUUGGGUUGUGUAAUGCUUCCUCCAUCAGCUCAAGAGAUGUUUCUACAAGUUCCAGCUAUCUCGUUAGUUCCCUUUGGACGUUUGCGUUGUUAAUUCACUCGUUUUGUUUGGAAGUUUGUUUUAUUGCUAGUUGGAACAUGCAUCUUGGGGUCGAGGAGCCCAUCCGGGAGUGCCAGUACAAUCAGAUCUGCACGCACAACUCCUCGCCCAUGGACACUCCGCACAUCAAGAAGAAGAAGAACAAACGGAAAUGGCAGGUUUUUCCUGGCCGAAAUAGGUUUUACUGCAACGGGCGAAUCAUGAUGGCGAAGCAAACUGGGGUCUUCUACCUUACCAUGGUUCUCAUUUUGGUGACCAGUGGCCUCUUCUUUGCCUUUGACUGCCCAUUCCUGGCAUCAAACUUGACUCCCGCCAUUCCGGCCAUCGGAGGAGUGUUGUUCGUUGUAAUGGGAAUGCUGCUCCGCGCGAGUUUCAGCGACCCAGGCGUCCUGCCCCGGGCCACACCGGAGGAAGCGGCAGACAUCGAGAGGCAGAUAGAUGCAAACAAUGGCCCGAGUGGCCCAGGCUAUAGACCACCACCGCGCACCCGAGAGGUACUCAUUAACGGUCAAACAGUCAAGCUGAAAUACUGUUUCACCUGCAAGAUCUUCAGACCGCCGCGGGCCUCACACUGCAGCCUGUGUGACAACUGCGUGGAUAGAUUCGAUCAUCACUGCCCGUGGGUGGGCAACUGCGUGGGGAGGAGGAACUAUCGCUUCUUCUACCUGUUCAUCCUCUCGCUCUCCUUCCUCACCAUCUUCAUCUUUGCCUUCGUCAUCACACACGUAAUACUGAGAUCCAACAGGACUGGCUUUCUUAGUGCUCUCAAAGACAGCCCUGCUAGUGUCCUGGAAGUGGUGGUGUGCUUUUUCUCCGUCUGGUCCAUUGUGGGACUGUCCGGAUUUCAUACCUACCUGAUCAGCUCCAAUCAAACCACCAAUGAAGAUAUCAAAGGUUCAUGGUCAUCCAAACGAGGCAAAGGCAACUACAACCCCUACAGCUACGGAAACUUCAUCACCAACUGCUGCGCGGCACUGUGUGGACCUCUGCCACCGAGCUUGAUUGACAGAAGAGGUUUUGUUCAGCCAGACACACCGCAGCCUGCAACCCAGACCAAUGGCACCAGUGCCUGCCCCCCCAAUCAAGUCCAGAGUCACAUGUGUGCUCAAGACCAGUGCAUUCAGAGCACCAAAUUCGUUUUGCAGGCCGCCACCAACCCACUGCUCCACAGUCAGCCCGUCAUUCUGGGUGGAGGACCACCGCUCCAGGCCAAGACCUCUCUGGGCGGGCCGUGCUCCACCAUGGGCCCUCCUCAGCCCUCCCUGCCCUCCUCCAUCCCCGGGCUAAGCUGCGGAGGAGAGCUGAUGGCUCUGCGGGACUCUGAGAUCCACUGUCACCAUCACCUACACCACCAACACUUCAUCAGUCCAGAGGAGACGCCCUCUCCGCCCGCACCUCUGCCCUGCACCACCCACUUGGGCCACCAUGUGCACCCGGCGCAGCUCUUUGACCCCGUCAGCCAGGACUCUCUUCAUGAAGACUCAGUGCGGGGUCUGGUAAAGUUGAGCUCAGUCUGAGCCCUUUUCAAUACCGUCCCGCUGAACUGGACCACAAGCCAUACGGUACUUUACACACAGCCUCUACAGGACGUUUCUGAUGCUUUAAUAGAGGCAGUUCCUGAGGACCAAGUGAGGACCAAAGCUAGUCUUCCAGCUCUGUUAUUACUCAACCAAGCUUUUUCUAUGGAAGUUGGGUUUUUUUAAGUGUGGAACAAGAACAAAAGGUAACUGCGACUUUAUAUCUCACAAUUCAUUUUUGGUUUUGGUUUUGUCACUGAUUUUGGUCACUGGAGCAGUACCCUAGGGCAGUGUUUCUCAACCAUGUUCCUCGGGGACAACCAGCACUGCAUGUUUUGGAUGUCUCCUUUGUCUGUCACACCCAUUACAGGUCUUUUAGUCUCUGCUAAUGAUCUUAUAAUCUGAAUCUGGUGUGUUUGGUUAAUUAGACAAGAAAAUAGGACAAAGCUGGUUGUCCUCCUUCAGGAAUGUGGUUGAGAAACACAGCCUUAAGGUACAACAGAUAAAAGUUCCAUCAUUGAACUUUAUUUAGCACUAGAUUGGUACAUAUUAGUGUUACUUUUAGGGCUGGGCGAUAUGGGGAAAAAAUGCAAUUUCGAUAAUUUUUACCAUAUUGAAUGUUACAGUUGAAGUCAGAAUUAUUAGCCCCCACUGUUUAUUUUUUCCCCAAUUUUUUUUUCAACACAUUUCUAAACAUAAUAGUUUAAUAACUCAUUUCUAAUAACUGAUUUAUUUUAUCUUUGCCAUGAUGACAGUAAAUAAUAUUUGACUAGAUAAAUUUUAAGACACUUCCAUACAGUUUAAAGUAACAUUUAAAGGCUUAACUAGGCUAAUUAGGUUAGGGUAAUUAGGCAAGUUAUUGUGUAACGAUGGUCUGUUCUGUAGAAUAUCGAAAAAAUUAUAUAGCUUAAAGGGGGCUAAUAAUUUUAACCUUAAAAUGUUUAUUUUAUUUUAUUUUUUUAUUAAAAACUGCUUUUAUUCCAGCCGAAAUAAAACAAAUUAGACUUUCUCCAUAAGAAAAAAAAUAUGAUCAGACAUAAAAAUCAUUUGGGAAAUAUUUAAAAAAUAAAAUAAAAUCUAAGGGGGGCUAAUAAUUCUGACUUCAACUGUAUGUGUUUUAUAUAAGUUGUUAAUGCUUCCAGAUUUAAAAAAGUACCCCAACAAUGACUGAAGCCACAACAGUUUAGAGGGUCUAUUAAAUAGCAUAACAUUUUCGACCGAUAAAUUUGCAGUGGCUGAAAAUUCAGUACAUCUCUAAUGUCAACACACUUUUAAAUUCCUAUUGUUGCACAUUUCUACUGUGUGAUUGGACUUUUUUUUUGUCUAAAUUGAUCUAAGAGCCAGAGCUUAUGAUUGUUAUUGACAUAAAUUUUAUCGCAAUUUGAUUAAUAUUAUUUAUUAGCCCAGCACUACAUUAAAAGUACUAAUGUGUACCUAAUGUGUAAAAUUAGUUCAUAACACAAUCUCACUGCAAUUCGUAACAUUUUGAGCGGCUAAUAUUUGUAUUAAUUUGUACAAUCUCUUUCGUACAUGAUAGUACGAUUUGCUUAUCCUCCAAUAAGAAGUAGGUUUAAUGCUGCGUUCAUACCAGACGUGGAUGAAGCAUCAACUGCGAGUGAUUUACAUGUAAAGUCAAUGCAAAGAUGCAAAUAGACAUCCUGCUGCACGUUUCGCACUAAUGAGGUGGCAAUAUCAGCCAAAAAGCGAACGAAACUCAAUGUUCUAUUUAUGUGCGCAUGCCACAUCUGGUGUGAACGCUGCAUGAUGGUGGGGUUUGGGGGCAUGACUCCUUUAAAAAACAUUACAACUUCAUACUAAUUGAAUCUUAUGGACUUGUACAAUUAGCCACUUGUAUGUAAAAUAGUUAUGUUUCCUCAUGAGAUUGAACUGUACUGUUAAGUGACAAGCCUUAUACAUAUGAUUUAGAGAUAAAUGUCAAAAAAACAAGAUGUUAAAUUGGUAGUUGUGGCUUCGAGUUACAUCUCACAGUUGUAAGUUGACUCCACAAUUAUGACUUUUCACAGAAUUCUCUAUGUCUGAUAUACAGUGCAUCUGGAAAGAAAUCAUAACGCUUCACUUGUUCCACAUUUCUUUAUGUUACAGCCUUAUUCCAAAAUGGAUAAAAUUUAUUUAUUUUUUCAAAAUUCUACACACAAUAGCCCAUAAUGACAAUGUGAAAAAAGAUUUUUUGAAAUUGUUGCAAAUUUAUUAAAAAUAAAAACCUGAAAAAUCACAUGUACAGAAGUAUUCACAGCCUUUGCUCAAUACUUUGUUGAUGCACUUUUGGCAGCAAUUACAGCCUCAAGUCUUUUUGAAUAUGAUGUUUUGGGAAUGUUUGACCACUCCUCUUUGCAGUACCUCUCAAGCUCUAUCAGGUUGGAUGGGAACAACUGUGUACAGCCAUUUUCUCCAGAUAUGUUCAAUAGGAUUUAGGUGUGGGCUCUGGCUGGGCCACUCAAGGACAUUCAUCGAGUUGUUGUAAAGCCACUCCAUUGAUAUUUUGGCCAUGUGCUUUGAGUCAUUGUCCUGCUGGAAGAUGAACCGUUGCCCCAGUCAAAGGUCAAGAGCACUCUGAAGCAGGUUUUCGUUCAGGAUGUCUCUGUACAUUGCUGCAUUAAUCUUUCCCUCUAUCCUGACUAGUCUUCCAGUUCCUGCUGCUGAAAAACAUCCCCACAGCAUGAUGCUGCCACUACCAUGCUUCGCUGUAGGAAUGGUAUUAGCCUGGUGAUGAGCGGUGCUUGGUGUUCUUCAAACGUAACGCCUGGCGUCACUCCAAAGAGUUCAAUUUUAGUCUCAUCAGACCAGAGAAUUUGGUUUCUUAUGGUCUGAGAGUCCUUCAGAUGCCUUUUGGCAAAUUCCAGACGGAGAGUGACUUCUGUCUGGCCACUCUACCAUACAGGCCUGAUUGGUGGAUUGCUGCACAGAUGGUUGUCCUUCUGUAAGGUUCUCCUCUUUCCACAGAAGAACGCUGGAGCUCAGACAGAGUGACCAUCGGGUUAUUGAUCACCUCCCUGACUAUAAGGCCCUUCUCCCCCGAUCACUCAGCUUAGAUGGCCGGCCAGCUCUAGGAAAAGUCCUGGUGGUUCCAAACAUCUUCCACUUACGGAUGAUGGAGGCCACUGUGCUCAUUGGAACUUUCAGAGCAGCAGAAAUUCUGUAACCUUCCCCAGCCUUGUGCCUCGAGAUAAUCCUGUCUCGGAGGUCUACAGACAAUUCCUUUGUCUUCAUGCUUGGUUUGUGCUUUAACAUGCACUAUCAACCCUGAGGCCUUAUAUAGACAGGUGUAUGCCUUCAUGUCUAAUCAACUGAAUUUACCACAGGUGAACUCCAAUUAAGCUGCUGAAACAUCUCAAGAAUGAUCAAGUUUUUCAAGUUUUUAUUUUUAUAAAUUUGCAACUUUUUUUACAUUGUCACUAUGGGGUAUUGUGUGUAGAAUUUUAAGGAAAUAAAUAAAUUUUAUCCAUUUGGGAAUAAGGCUGUAACAUAAAAAGUUGUGGAAAAAGUGAAGCGCUAUUAAUACUUUCCGGAUGCACCGAAUGCAUGCCUGUGUGUGUGUGUGUAUGUAUGCA
Molecule: messenger RNA, 5800 nt
Organism: Danio aesculapii
Lineage: Eukaryota; Metazoa; Chordata; Actinopteri; Cypriniformes; Danionidae
Gene: zdhhc14
Product: zinc finger DHHC-type palmitoyltransferase 14
Biological process (GO): peptidyl-L-cysteine S-palmitoylation; protein targeting to membrane
Cellular component (GO): Golgi apparatus; endoplasmic reticulum
Molecular function (GO): protein-cysteine S-palmitoyltransferase activity
Source: RefSeq, a predicted model, not a curated record